UUGUUACUGGCGGAAGAUCCUUUACGCCAUUUUGAGAUCGGCCGAGUAGUUUUUGGAACGCAGUGUGGUCGAGAAUUUUCAAACUAUGUUGCUUGUUUAGGCUUUUACAAAAUCGUGUUUUGUUUUUCUUAAAGUGAAGAAAUUUGGCGCUCCAUUUGUGUCCCAAAUUACUGGUUAAGCCAUGGCCACUGACGCAGCAGCCGACCAGGCAACAGCAGAGUAUAUUCCAGAGAAGGUGAAGAAGGCAGAGAAGAAGCUGGAAGAAAACCCAUAUGACCUUGAUGCGUGGAGCAUUCUGAUUCGAGAAGCACAGAACCAACCGAUAGAUAAAGCAAGGAAGACAUAUGAACGACUUGUCACCCAGUUCCCAAGCUCUGGGAGGUUCUGGAAGCUAUUCAUAGAAGCCGAGAUCAAAGCUAAAAACUAUGACAAAGUAGAAAAGCUGUUCCAGAGAUGCCUAAUGAAAGUUUUGCACAUCGACCUGUGGAAAUGUUACCUGUCAUAUGUGCGAGAGACCAAAGGGAAGCUGCCCAGCUACAAAGAGAAGAUGGCCCAAGCAUAUGAUUUUGCCCUGGAUAAAAUUGGCAUGGAAAUAAUGUCCUAUCAGAUUUGGGUAGACUACAUUAACUUCCUCAAAGGAGUUGAGGCUGUGGGCUCAUACGCAGAGAACCAGCGGAUCACCGCGGUACGGCGAGUGUAUCAGAGGGGCUGCGUCAAUCCCAUGAUCAACAUAGAACAGCUCUGGAGAGAUUAUAAUAAAUACGAAGAGGGCAUCAACGUGCACUUGGCCAAAAAAAUGAUCGAGGAUCGAAGUAGGGACUACACGAAUGCCAGGAGGGUUGCAAAAGAAUAUGAGACUGUAAUGAAGGGGCUGGACAGAAACGCGCCCUCAGUGCCUCCACAGAACUCCCCACAGGAAGCUCAACAAGUAGAAAUGUGGAAAAAGUACAUCCAGUGGGAAAAGAACAACCCACUGAGGACUGAAGACCAGACUCUGAUCACAAAGAGAGUGAUGUUUGCCUAUGAGCAGUGCCUGCUGGUCUUGGGUCACCAUCCUGACAUAUGGUAUGAGGCAGCACAAUACCUGGAGCAGUCCAGCAAACUGCUGGCUGAAAAGGGGGAUAUGAACAAUUCCAAACUGUUUAGCGAUGAAGCUGCGAACAUUUAUGAACGUGCCAUUGGGAAUCUGCUGAAGAAGAACAUGCUUCUCUACUUUUCAUUUGCUGACUAUGAAGAAAGUCGCAUGAAAUACGAGAAGGUCCAUAGCAUCUAUAAUAAACUGCUUGCCAUUGAGGAUAUUGACCCCACACUGGUCUACAUCCAGUACAUGAAGUUUGCCAGGAGGGCAGAAGGCAUCAAAUCGGGUCGUACCAUUUUCAAGAAGGCCAGGGAGGACCCACGGACACGUCACCACGUGUACGUGACGGCAGCGCUGAUGGAGUACUACUGCAGCAAGGAUAAAUCUGUGGCCUUCAAGAUUUUUGAGCUUGGUUUGAAGAAAUAUGGUGAUAUUCCUGAGUACAUCCUUGCGUACAUUGAUUACCUCUCACACCUUAACGAGGAUAACAACACGAGAGUCCUGUUUGAACGUGUCCUCACUUCAGGAAACUUGUCAGCAGAAAAGUCAGGUGAAGUCUGGUCUCGCUUCUUGGCCUUUGAGAGCAACAUUGGGGACCUGGCCAGUAUUCUGAAAGUGGAGCGCAGGCGCUUUUCUGCCUUCAAGGACGAGUAUGAAGGCAAAGAGACAGCCUUGCUUGUAGAUAGGUACAAAUUCAUGGACUUAUACCCCUGCUCUACCAGUGAACUCAAGGCCCUUGGAUACAAGGAUGUGUCUCGUGCUAAAUUGGCGUCACUGCUGCCAGAGACUAUAGUUGUGCCCUCAGUGCCUACACUCAAAGAUGAUCUCGACCGUAAACCAGAGUACCCUAAGCCGGACACCAGUCAGAUGAUCCCCUUUCAGCCACGUCAUCUUGCCCCUCCAGGUUUACAUCCUGUACCAGGUGGAGUUUUCCCAGUUCCCCCAGUUGCUGUCAUCCUAAUGAAGCUGCUUCCUCCACCGACCUGCUUCACUGGUCCCUUUGUUCGUGUGGAUGAGCUCAUGGAAACGUUCAGGAGAUGCACACUUCCUGACUCCGUUGAAGCUGCUAUAGAGGUGAUCACUGGAAAACAGCUCGAUGCAGGAGGUGAGGGUAACGGCCCCAUGGAGAACCACACUAUUGUCAAGUCACUUAAGAGGCCGAACGCAGACUCCGACGAAGAGGAUGACAAAGGAGCUAUAGCUCCGCCCAUACAUGACAUUUAUCGCGCCCGCCAACAGAAGAGGAUUCGAUAAGCUCGGUGAACACACGCUGAACCGAACGGGAGUAUGACCUUACCUGGUGACGAUACGAUGUAAAUGAACCUGUCAGCAUUUCUGAGCAACAUUUUCUGUACAGCAACCAACCAUACAAACGCACAUACACACAAUACCGUAUGUACAUGUGUUCUUGUGGUUUUGUUCUUUUUUUAUGGUUUUUAUUUUAUAGAUUGAACAUUAUACUGUACAAAGUUUUUAAUUCACCUGUUGAUUUCGAUGAGAAACUCAGUUAUGGCCUGGUGGUGUUCCAGUACUAGCAAAGUGGAAUGGAACUUCUUUUUUUUUUUAACAGGAGGAAAUCCAUUUCCUUACAAUAAAAGUGGAAAAAAUCAACAAGAUGUGCUUUUUGUUUGACUUUACAAUUUGUAAUGAUGCUGAUGCAACUUUAAAUUGAAACUCGCCAAAUCAG
Messenger RNA from Thalassophryne amazonica, 2765 nucleotides. It is a transcript of the gene cstf3, whose product is annotated as cleavage stimulation factor, 3' pre-RNA, subunit 3. The record is from RefSeq and is a predicted model, not a curated record. NCBI's taxonomy places the organism in Eukaryota, Metazoa, Chordata, Actinopteri, Batrachoidiformes, Batrachoididae. Gene Ontology annotation, biological process: mRNA 3'-end processing. The transcript has 20 exons. Gene Ontology annotation, molecular function: protein binding; mRNA binding. Bases 182 to 2332 code for a protein of 716 amino acids. Gene Ontology annotation, cellular component: nucleus.